CGCCCCCCAGUGGGCGUGUGGAGAAGAAGCGGGACGUCUGAGGAAAACACCGCGGCUAACGAUAGCAACAAUCAAAAUUAGUGAAAUAAUUACGAAAAAUCCACGAAAAGCUGCUCCAAAUCUCAAUUUCGGGCAAAAUCCACCAUUUCCCGCUACAUUUCCACCGAAGCCAAACGCCGACAACGAAAUACUCCCGCUAAUCCCGCGAAGUGGCCGGCGGCCUGCGUCCGUAGCCCGCCCUCCGGUGCACCUGAGGCGGCGAGCGCUUUCAGGAAAGACCGGUGCUUCCGCUCACGCCUUCCGCUUUGCAGAUUACAGAAAACGGGGACCCUCGAAACUAUUUUUCCCUUAACAAUCGGGGCAUCUCUUUUUAUUCCCCCCCCCAUUGAUGUGAAGCUGCAGGGUUUUUUUUUUAACCAAGAGGACGAUUUCACACCGUGGCCCGUGUUUCCCAGCCGCCAUGAAUCUGUAACAAUAACACAGCCAGGCUGCAGUGACACAGACCCGGGGCGCCCCGGGGCGGGGGGAUCCAUGCACCGUGUAGCAGCACAGCCGGGCCGGGGACAGGCAUGCAUGUGGACCGGGGGAGCCUCUCCUGGAGCCGGAUCACGUCGUCACCACAGCCCCUGCAAGAGUCCCGGAGUUACAACCACCAUGGACGUCCACACUGAUGUGGAGACACCGUGAUUUCUAUUUGCAUGCUUUUGCACAUCCAAAAAGGCUGAUUUUGCUUUGAAAAAGACCAGCACGCACGGGGAUGGAGUGGAUAUGACUGUGGGAUGUGUAGGGUGAAUUGCUGCAUGUGUGUCUGCUGCCACAUAUGUCGGAUUUGUUGAGGUUUUUUGCGUUUUAAACACACCGUGACGGACCGGAGCAGCGGAGAUGAACCCGGUCAACGCCACUUCUCUGUACGUGUCUGCCAGCCGGUCCGUGCUGCAGUGCGACCCCCGAGACCACCGGGCCCUGGCGGAGCUCUGCAGGCUGCUGCCCUUCUUCAGGCAGUCGCUGUCCUGCCUGGUCUGCGGUAACCUGCUGCAGGACCCCAUCGCGCCCACCAACUCCUCAUGUCAGCACUACGUCUGUCGCGGCUGCAAGGGUCAGAGGAUGCAGCUGAAGCCGUCCUGCAGCUGGUGCAAGGACUACACCCGCUUCGAGGAGAACCGGCAGCUCUCCCUGCUCGUCCACUGCUACAGGAAGCUCUGCCUCUACAUCAUUCAGUCUCCGCUCGCGCCGCACGUCGCCAGCGCCGCCAGCGACUCGCCGGACCUGCAGGCCAUCCUCAACGAGGGCCUGACGCUGGCGGAGAGCGAACCGGACUCAGAAGUCGCCUCCGAUCCGGCCUCACCGUCGCAGACCGCCGCCGCCGCGUCCACCUCGGAGGUGAUUCAGUCGGACGAUGCUCCGCUGGUGGCGGAGGCGACGGAGGUGACGGAGGUGGCGAGGGAGCAGAGCCCCGCCGCCGUGAACGGACUCCACGAUUGUAACGGUCUGGUGGGGUCGGAGGUGCCGCAGCCCGCCGGCGUGGAGGCGGGCUGCGGCGCCGCGAGGCCGGAAGGCUUCUCGGAGGAAAUGCCGAUAUGUGUGAGCGUCACGGGAGGCGGGGGGGCGGGGCUUUGUGACAUCAGCACCUUCGGCGAGGACCUCAAACAUGGGGGGGGUUCUCUGCUGCUGAGCGUGGAGGAGGUGCUCAGGACUCUGGAGACGGACAAUGAACCCGACGCCGCACCUGAACCGGAGCCCCAUCCGGAACCCCACCCGGACCCCCCCGCCCCCUCGCCGGGACUGAACGGUUCUCACUGCCCGUCCGGCCCCGACUCCUCCCGCCUCACCCCCUCCCUGCCCCCGGAGGACAGCCCGCGCCCCCCCCAGUCCCAGCCUCACCCCCAGCCUCACCUGCAGCCCUCGGCGAAGCCCUUACACCACCCCCACCUGCAGUUCCCCCCCCAGCCCUCGGCGAGGCCGCCCCCCCAGCCCUCGGCGAGGCCGCCCCCCCAGCCCAGCGCCGUCGCCCCCCGCGCCCCCGUCCGCUGUCACCGAAAGCGCUCCCGCUCGGAGAGCGACAGCGAGAAGGUGCAGCCCCUCCCCAUCUCCAGCCUUAUCAGAGGACCGGCCGCCGGCGCCGCGGGGUCCCCCCCCCACCCCAGCCCCGCCGCCGCCACCAAACACGAGCCCAAGUUCCCAGCAGCCACCCCCCACCCCCACCCCCACCCCCACCUAGCGACGGUGCCUAACGGCGGCCCCCCCAAGGUGAGCAAGACGGUGUUCGUCACCAGCAAGGCUCUGAAAAAGACUAUGGAGCACCACGGCGCCGCCAAGAAGGCGUACAGCAAGGCCCGGCAGGGGGCCCCCAAGCCCCGCGCCCAGCCCCGGGACCGGGUCCCGCCACACCCCCACGCCCACCCGCUCACACACCCCCCCAGCCCCUCCAAGCCCCUGUACAAGAAGCCCGUGGAGAAGAAGGGCUGUAAGUGCGGCCGAGCCACGCAGAACCCCUCGGUGCUGACCUGCAGGGGGCAGCGCUGCCCCUGCUACUCCAACCGCAAGGCGUGUCUGGACUGCAUCUGCCGCGGCUGCCAGAACUCCUACAUGGCCAACGGCGAGAAGAAGCUGGAGGCCUUCGCCGUGCCGGAGAAGGCGCUGGAGCAGACCCGGCUCACGCUGGGCAUCAACCUCACCAGUAUCACGGCGGCGGCGCUGCGCGGCCCCGCCACCAGCUCCCCCGGCGGCACGCUCCUCAACGUCACCACGGCGACGGGGGCGCCCGUCACCGCCGCCUUCCUGUCGGGGGCGGGCCACGACAGCCGCGGCUACGACGACUCACUGGAGAUGCGCUUCGACUGUUGAGGUCCCCCCCUCCCCCCGACAUUCCCCCCCGCCCUCCACCACCGGGUCGUGGCGGCGGAGCCGGAACGAGGCAGCUACAGCGCCGGGCGGCGGCCCGGGUCGCCCGGAUCUGCACCGUGCCCGGAGGAAUGGGAGAGUUGUAGCGUUCCUGUAGUUUCCCUCGUCUCCUCCCACUCCGGGCCACGCGUGGAGCGAGUCGUGUAGCUAAAGCAGGACGGCCGUCGCGCCUCCGUGCGAGUGUGUGUGAGUGUGUAUGUGUGAGGGUUUGCUUUGGGGAGGAACGGGGACAUCGUCAUCAGAGACUGGUGUAAUUUAUAUAAAAGACAUUUUUGUACAUGGACGUAUCCGUUUCCAUUUAUGAAGACAUUUUAUGACGUAUUUUAUAAGUUACAUUCAAACCAAUAGAAGCCAAUGCAGGGCGGGGGGGGGGUGGGGGGCAAAUCUGCAUUCAACCAGAAUAUUUUCACACUACGAAGAAAGUAGAAGGUAUUUUAUCAAAACCUGCUCAGCCAGAAAUUCUACGUUAUUCAAAAAUAAAAUAUAGUUUCUUAUACGCUUAGCUGAGGAGUCAGGAUGUGAAUUUUACCACCAGCUGAGGUUUGAUUAUGCCUGUUGAAUGUUUAUACUCCGUGAGCCCUCGUCAGACCACCAAAUAUUAUUCUGAGAUGUUUGUGCACACAAAAAAAUAAAACUAAACAUGUACUGUAUUUAACCAGUGAAAUAGUGAAUUUUGACAUCCAACAGGCUGCAGGAAAACAAAGCUUAUAUCCCUGGUUUUCUGUUUCAUCAGUCGACAGUACGACCACUGUGUUCGUUUUCUGCUUUUUGGUGUGUUAAAAUCUCUGGUUGAUUGCAGACGCCGUGCGCUGUUUCUCCCACGUUUGAGGUUUCUGCGAGCUACACACAUGCUGCUAGGUUCUACGAAGGACUCCAAGGAGGAGAGCGUUUUUCUGUUCCUCGUCUUCUGUUCUGGAUCCCUCUCCUCCUCUGUUUUAAAAACCAUUUGCGUUAACAGCAUUUGCAGUAUUUUUACUUUUUGGAAAAAAGAUCUCCUCACGUACGUCGGUUCUCCGGGAGUUUUGGAAGCAGUUUCGCCCCCGACUUUGUGGGUCUGGUCCGGACAGGUUCUGUCUGGGGUUUAGUUGCCGUCAUCUUCUUAGUGUUAGUUUCUGGUGUCUCCGAACUGUUGUCUGUUCUCCCUCUGGGCAUUUAAAUACCUGUAAAAUAACUGUAACAUAUUUCCACAAAAAGAAAGAA
Molecule: messenger RNA, 4101 nt
Organism: Cololabis saira (Pacific saury)
Lineage: Eukaryota; Metazoa; Chordata; Actinopteri; Beloniformes; Belonidae
Gene: msl2b
Product: MSL complex subunit 2b
Exons: 3
Coding region: 883-2844 (653 amino acids)
Cellular component (GO): MSL complex
Molecular function (GO): ubiquitin protein ligase activity
Source: RefSeq, a predicted model, not a curated record